This is a messenger RNA of Drosophila subobscura, 1038 nucleotides long. RefSeq names its product protein takeout (gene Jhbp12). The transcript is spliced from 4 exons. The record is from RefSeq and is a predicted model, not a curated record. The coding region runs from base 221 to 985 and encodes 254 amino acids. Lineage: Eukaryota; Metazoa; Arthropoda; Insecta; Diptera; Drosophilidae.
UAAGUCGUGGCGAGAAUCAUCAGCUGCCGGAGAAACGUAGAGGACAGAGGACUUGAAAUCGAAGCAUACAGUCGGGAGUAGUGCGUGUGCGUGAGAGUGUGCUUGUGUGUGCUUGUGUUUGUUUGUGUGUGUUUGGUUGUGAAUCAAAAAGUUACACUUAGGAAAUAGAUCUCUCUCGACUGGACGCUACAUCCGAUUUCCCACAGACCAAAAAAAAAACAUGUUCCGUGUGUCGACAGCAGCUUCAUUACUGCUGCUAAUCGUUGCGAUUGCGCAGGAAUUAAAUGUAACGGCGGCAGAGCAAGAUUUGCCCGAAGGCUUCCCCAAAUGUAAGCGAGAUGCAAACUUCGACAAGUGUCUGGUGGAUGCCGUCAAUGUGGCCAUACAGCUGCUCAAAAAUGGCAAUAAAGAAUUCGGCAUUCCGCCGCUGGAGCCGCUUGCCGUGAAGAAACUUGUUAUAGAUGCCGGCAAUGCGCCAAUCAAUCUACGUCAGGCCUUGAAGAACAUUAAGGUGCACGAUUUGAUAUCCACCAGCAAGAUCCUGCGGUACAAAACCGACUUGGACAAACAUUUAAUCAUCUGUGAGAGUCGCACGGAUCGCAUUGAGAUGAUUGGCGAUUAUGAGAUGUCCGGCAGGAUUCUCCUGCUGCCCAUCACUGGCCAUGGCAAGUCCAAUGUGACGUUGUUGAACACCAAAAUCGAACAUCGCCUGAUUGGAGAACCCUUCGAGAAGGAUGGCGUCAAGUAUAUGCGCCUCAAGGACUAUCGCGUUAAUUUCGAACCAAAGCGUGUGUACCUGAACUUUGAGAAUCUCUUCAAUGACAAGACCCUGUCCGAUGGCAUGAAUCGCUUUCUCAAUGAGAACUGGGAGACGGUUUUCAAUGAGCUGAAAGUGGGUUAUGCCAAGAGCUUUGGCCUCAUCUUCCGCGAGCUGUCCAACAAGCUGUUUGAGAAGGUGCCCUUCGAUACUAUUUUCCAGAGUUAAUGGUGGUUAAUUUAUGUUUAUAUUUAGUUAAUAAAGGAUUCAAUAACAUUUAA